This is a messenger RNA of Amoebophrya sp. A25, 1169 nucleotides long. The record is from the annotation of a GenBank genome assembly. Lineage: Eukaryota; Dinophyceae; Syndiniales; Amoebophryaceae.
AUGGUGGGUCUGGGAGAAACGUUGCGCGAUGCUCAGUACAAGAUCAAGGACAACAUCCGGAUGGAGGUGAGAAAUCUAGCGAUCACGUAUGAAGUUCCGACUCCGAAAAACUGUAGUAUUCUUCAGGAAGUCGAAGAAAACAACUUCUACGUGGUCACGUUGCGAAAUUUAGAACUCUUCAACAUUGAUCCGAACACCGGAGGUCGCAAGCUACAUAGCAGGCAAGAGAAGGGUGGCGCAGACUUGUUGGUGAAACAAGUAGGGUUAACGGACCUAACAGUCUGGCGGUUCUCCAACCAUGAGAGGUGCGCUCACUACCGAGACAAAGUAUGGAGGCAGCGCAAUCGCUUGGUGGAGGAAGUGGAUCGACUUGCCGCAAAGCAAAGGCAGAGUGCUCAGCAGUUACAAGAUUUCCUAGUCCGUGAAGAAGCUAUGAAACACAAUCCUACAGCUGCUGCUGGUGCUCCUCAACAACAAGGUCAAGUCACAGCCGCCCGCCCUCUGGGUCUCCUUGCAAGGAAGGACGUGCUAGAAUCGACAGUGCGCGCUGACGCAGCUGCUGAACAGAAAGCGAAGCAGAAAGUUUUCGAACUAGAUCGAUACACCCAAGGAAGUAGUGAUCUUCAGGGCGAAAACCUCUUGGAACCAGCGGCCUUUGCACUCUGGCUAGAACACGCGACUUUAUGGCGAAACAAGUAACCAUUGACCGAAAAAAAGAAUGUGGCUAGCCGUCGAGGAAGGGAAUUUUCGUAUUACAAAUAGCGCAACAUACUAGGCUUUCUUGAAAGUUUAACUUCAAGCUAUAAUGAAAAACUCCAUACUUCUUAGUAAGUUCGUGUUUCUCUCCGCGUCUUGCUGUGUGCUACAUUUGCGAAACACCAAACUUCUAGAGUCGAUGGGUAUCUUCAAUGCUUCUAAUAACCGGCACGACGAAUGCUACCUACUACGCUUCGGGCGUGAUCGAGCAGAUAUCCGGCACACUGGAUAUGGCUGCGACUCGGGAGCAUCAGCUUCUCACAGCUUUUGUCCGACAGCACAGACGCACCCAAGAGAAGCACUUUCGCUUGGUGCAAGGUUUGCGAAGCCCCUUGUCGGUGUCACUGAGGGCUUCAAGAACGUCCUUGAGGGUAUCCGAGAUCAAGCCAUCGGAAACGAUGAUACUAUCCUGA